Molecule: messenger RNA, 1100 nt
Organism: Triticum dicoccoides
Lineage: Eukaryota; Viridiplantae; Streptophyta; Magnoliopsida; Poales; Poaceae
Product: protochlorophyllide-dependent translocon component 52, chloroplastic-like
Exons: 2
Coding region: 238-906 (222 amino acids)
Cellular component (GO): cytoplasm
Molecular function (GO): 2 iron, 2 sulfur cluster binding; oxidoreductase activity
Source: RefSeq, a predicted model, not a curated record
GGAAGCUGUGAAGUGGGUGUCGCUCCUUGUUCAUCAACCUCGAGUUGAUCUAAAUUACUCAGUCGUAGUGAUGGAAGACACCACCUUUCCCGCCGGGAUCACCGACAUGGAGGUUGGCGGAGUCGUCUUCGGCGCGUCCGCGACGCCUCCACACUCAUCAAAGAUCCUCUUCCUCGGUGGUGCCGCCCUCCCGUUUCCACCCACGCCGUCGAUCACCCGCUGGUCACCACCGGCGACAUGGAUCCCCUCCGCCUACUCCUCCCCCGCGCCCAGGCCCAGCCCUUGCUUCCGCUCCCCGAUGGCGUCCCAGCGCCGAGCGUUAGGCCCCGCCUCGUCCCGCGGCGACGGGCGCGCCGCCACCGCAACGGGGCCGCGCGGAUGCUGCCGGCGUCGGCCGUGGCGUCCGAGUCGCCGUGGACGGAGCAGGAGCCGGCAUCCGGGGAGAAGGAGGAGCGGUUCAACUGGCUGGACCAGUGGUACCCCUUCGCCCCCGUGGAGGACCUGGACCCCGGCGCGCCGCGCGGCAAGAUGGUGCUGGGGAUCCGUGUGGUUGCCUGGUACGACCGCGGCGCCGGCGAGUGGCGCGUGUUCGACGACGCGUGCCCGCACCGCCUGGCGCCGCUCUCGGAGGGCCGCAUCGACGACAAGGGCCGGCUCCAGUGCGUGUACCACGAGUGGUGCUUCGACGGCCGCGGCGCCUGCAAGUUCAUCCCCCAGGCCCCCGCGCUCGGCCCGCCAGUGCACACCAACAGGAAGGCAUGCGUUGCGUCCUACCCGUGCGUGGUGCAGAACAGAUCCUGUGGUUCUACCCGCGCGCCGGGCCGGAGCACAGGGACGUGCUUCAGAGGAAGCCGCCGCCGUUCAUCCCGGAGAUCGACGACCCCGCCUUCGUCACCUCCUUCCUAGUCAGGGACAUGCCCUACGGGUAAGUCUACCGCGCGCAGCUCCAUCGUGUUCCUUUACCGAGAGGUUGUCUUUCCUUCUCCUUACCGAGAGAGGGGGUAGGCCAUGGUCAACAACUACUUCUUCUCAUGUUUUUUUCAUUACACUCUUUAAAGUUCUCUAUCGAUGCCGUUCUAGGAAGUUGACCGGCACCGAGA